This is a messenger RNA of Temnothorax curvispinosus, 3213 nucleotides long. RefSeq names its product valine--tRNA ligase, mitochondrial-like (gene ValRS-m). Bases 208 to 3177 code for a protein of 989 amino acids. Gene Ontology annotation, molecular function: aminoacyl-tRNA deacylase activity; valine-tRNA ligase activity; ATP binding. The transcript is spliced from 16 exons. The record is from RefSeq and is a predicted model, not a curated record. Gene Ontology annotation, biological process: valyl-tRNA aminoacylation. Gene Ontology annotation, cellular component: cytosol. NCBI's taxonomy places the organism in Eukaryota, Metazoa, Arthropoda, Insecta, Hymenoptera, Formicidae.
UAAGGUUUGGAGUUAGGUUAGGUUAUGGUUAUACCUCAUAACCUCAUGCAUUCGCAUGAUUGAAAAUUUUGUGAAGAAGUGUGUAUUAUGCUGAAAGCGAAAACUAUAUACAUAUGGCUAGUUGAUUAAUAAAUUUAUUAAAAACACAAGUUUUCGUUUGUUACUUGUAAAUUUCAUUAUAAUUCUCACAAGAACCAAGUAAUAAAAAUGAAACAUACAUUGUUUGAUCGCCUUUUUCUACAUGCGAGUUUUUGCUGUCGGAGAUUACGUUAUUGUACUUCUCCUGCAAAUGCAACAGAAUCAUGGAACAAUAAAAGACUAACAGAUUUUCCUGCAACUUUCAAGCCAAAGGAUGUAGAAAAAGGCUGGUAUGACAUUUGGCAAUGUAAUAAAUACUUUGCAUCAUCCAGGAUAACAAAGAGAACAAACAAUAAUGCGCAAGAGGAAAAGGAAGCCAAAGAAUCCUUUAGUAUGGUUUUACCACCACCUAAUAUUACGGGAAUAUUACAUCUGGGCCAUGCACUUACUGUUACAAUCCAAGAUGUUCUGGCGAGAUGGCACAGAAUGAAGGGUCAUCCAGUAUUGUGGAUACCGGGUCUGGACCAUGCAGGAAUUGCGACACAGGCGGUAGUGGAACGUACGUUGCGGCAUACACGCAACAUUACACGACACGAUGUGGGCCGUGCCGAGUUCACGCGACUGAUCUGGCAGUGGAAGACGGAAAAAGCCGCGAUUAUCAAGGAGCAGUUGAAAGCCCUCGGCGCUACGCUCGAUUGGGACAGAGAAUACUUUACCAUCGAUGAAAAUCAUAGCGCGGCAGUGACAGAAACGUUCGUACGAUUAAACGAGAGAAAUCUGUUGUACAGAGCCAGAGAUCUUGUUAAUUGGUCGCCAGCUCUGCGCAGCACUAUCUCAGAGAUCGAAGUCGAAGACUUUGUGGUGAACGGCAAGACACGACUCCAAUUACCUGGCUAUGAUACCAAGAUCACCGUCGGCCAACUAAUCAAACUGGCCUACCCAAUCAGAGACUCGACGGAAGAACUGAUAAUUGCAACAACUAGGCCCGAGACAGUUUUUGGAGAUGUAGCGAUUGCUGUGCAUCCAAACGACGAUAGGUAUUCGAGAUAUAUUGGUCGGCACGUUUUACAUCCCAUAAGAGAGACUUUUAUACCCAUCAUAGCCGACUCUUCGGUCAAGAGAGAAUUUGGCACUGGUGCAAUAAAAGUUACACCGGCACACGAUCGCUUAGAUUACAACAUCGCCAAAAGACAUGGCUUGCCAGUUAUCAGAGUUAUUGAUGAAGAUGGCAACAUGACGGAUGCAUGCAAGGAAUUCAAGGGAGUUCCGAGAUUCAUCGCACGGAGGAGACUAAUGAAUCAAUUAUCGACACGAGGCAUGGUGAGAGGUGUGGAAGAUAAUCAUCGGAUGAUACUGCCACUAUGUUCGCGUACACAUGAUGUGGUUGAGUAUUUGCCAAAGGAACAGUGGUUCUUGCGCUGUGCGACAAUGGCUAAGCGGGCAUGCGAAGCCGUGGCGAAUGGUGAACUAAAAAUCGAUCCGAACGAUGACGGCAUUCACGAACAAAUAUGGUAUAACUGGCUCGAAAACCCCAGGGACUGGUGCGUGUCGAGACAGUUGUGGUGGGGUCAUCGAAUUCCGGCGUAUUCCAUAAUUCAUGGUGAUCGUAAAGACGAUGAUAGUGAUAGUGAUAUUUUCUCCACCAGUAGCAAUAGCACCACUUCGUGGAUAGUCGCACGAUCCGAAGAAGAAGCGCGUUCUCGCGUACGAGAGAAAUACGGAGACACAGUGAGCCUGCGUCAAGAUCCAGAUGUCCUGGACACGUGGUUUUCCUCGACAAUUGUGCCAUUUGCUACGCUUGGCUGGCCGAAAAUUACGGAGGAUAUGGCAAGACACUAUCCCCUAACACUGAUGGAAACGGGCCAUGAUAUCCUCGUGUUCUGGGUGGCGAGGAUGGUGAUGCUAAGUCUGGAACUGACACAGCGUUUGCCAUUUAAAGAAGUUCUACUUCAUGGCGUUUUAUGUGACGGCAACGGCAAGAAAAUGUCUAAGAGCUCUGGCAAUGUUAUCUCACCAGAAAACAUUAUCAAUGGUUGUACCUUUGAGGAAUUGAACGAACAAGCAAGACACAGUCACGCGGCUGGUAUUCUGAGCGCCGAAGAAUUGCAGCGAACGUUGCGUGUUAAUACAAAAUCGUAUUCCACGGGAAUACCAGAUUGCGGUGCCGAUGCUUUGAGACUAUCAUUAUGUGCGCGUAAUAUUAAGAAUCACACCAUCAGUUUCGAUGUGGAUGAUUGUCGGACAAGCAAAUAUUUCUGUAACAAGAUCUGGCAGGCAAGCAAAUACGCGUUACUGAUGAUAAAGGAAGAUCAACUUGAAAAUGAAGGAAAGGAAAAUCUGAACGAUCUUGAUCAAUGGAUUCUGAGUCGAUUAUCGUGGAUGAUAGGAAUAGUGAACGAUGCGUUUGCCCAGCGAAAUUUCCAUAAAGCAAUCGCUGCGAUUCGCCAAUUUCUGCACUAUGAAUUCUGCGAUUUCUAUGUGGAGGGUACAAAAUUUGGAUUCAAAAGCGGCAAUUCCGCUGGACAUUCCAACACUCUUGCGAAAUGCCUGGAAGUGUCAUUACGCAUCCUCGCACCUGUUACACCCUAUCUGUCGGACGAUUUAUAUCUGAGACUUGCCAAAAAGGGACUUCCAGGAUUUCAGUCAGUUGCCUCGUUGCUUGAGACUUCCUAUCCCAUGCCAUGCGAAUUUGAACAUCUGAGAGACAUCACGUUGGAGGAAAGAAUGCGUGAUCUCGUGGAUGUGAUAAAUGCGAUCAGAAGCUGCAUGGCGAACGUGAGCAAAAAGUCGAAUCCAGAAGUUAAUAUUCUGGUUGGCAAUGUGCACGAUUAUGAUUUUUAUCAGAAAAAUGUGAACCUGAUUAAAGGAGUGAGCAGAAUCUGGAACGUGUCUAUUUAUUUAACAGAAUCAGCAAAUAAUGGCAAUUUUAAUAGGAUGACAACGGCACAAAACAAUAAUUCCAAUGAUGGCAGUAUUUAUACCAUCCAAUAUAUGCAUACAAACGAUUGCUCAUUACUCAUUACAGCUAUAGAUACUUCGAUAUUGGAACAAGUUAAGAAGAAUAUUGCGAAGAGGAAUAAAUUGGAAGGAGUGUACUAAUUAUAAGAAGAAGAAAAUAAAAUAGUACGCGUACAA